AUGAAUAGUUUGAUCCAUUAUUUUCGCUGGCUAGACUACAUAGAUAGUGAUUUAAGAAUUUACCAUGUUGUCUAUGGAUAUAACCUUUUACUUUAUAACAAGGUUUAUAGAAAAGUAUUUAUUGGUUUAUGGAGAAUCAAGACAAAAAUUUGGUUUCCUAUUAAAUUUCACUUUUUAGGUAAAAUAUUUAAAGGAAUAUUUAAUCCUCAAAAAUCAACAGUUAUAUCUGAUGAGAUGCUUAAGCAAUGUGUAAUAGAUUUUAAGUACUCGCAGAAACAUUUGAGAGAACAGUCUGAUGAGGAAUAUCAGAAGCCAGUUUUCCCCAUGGAGAUUUGGUAUGAAAUUUCAAAACAUAUGAACCCUGUAAAAUUGAUUAGAAUUAAUAAAACUUUUUGUGAUUAUUUCAGUCCUUUGAUUUAUAAAGAUCUUCAAAUGGUUUUGGUGAUUAGUGAUACCUCUAAGAUCCAGAAGAAUGAUCUUACUUAUAUGAAUUACGGACCUGAUUUGGUGGAUAAUAAUAUUGACGAUUAUGGGAUAUAUUUAAGAUAUCGAGAAGGAAAGAAUUUUGCUUAUGAAUUUCUUGAUACUACAUUAAGGGAUGAAGUGGGAUUGAAAGCUGAUAAUUUUGAAGUUAUUUACAAAUUCAGUGAGGUUAAGCACAUCUUGAUUCAUAUCAUUAAUAAUCCAAACUCUUAUUUGAAGAGAUAUGUUGAGCAAAUUAAGUUGGAUGUUUCAAUGUUAAGUGCCAAUGAGUUAGACGCUCUAAAAAAUAAAGAUGGGAUUAUAUAUAAAAAGAUCAAAAAUGAAUUAUGGAAAUCAAAUCAUUGUUCAGUAUUUAAAUAUUAUCCUAGAUAUUUGAUUUUUUGCUUCACAAUUAUGGAUAUGUAUAUGAGUUGUCGAUGGCAAUUACCUGAUUUAGCACCUUUCAAUAGAGAUUAUAACAAUCCAUCUCUUAUAGAUCCAAAUAUAGCUAAAGAUAUAUAUCCUAAGAAUGUUUAUAUGAAGGAACUUAUGCUUACCACAUUGCUUCAUGAUUUCAUAAGAGAUAAAUGCAAAAAAAGGAAUAGAAAUAAGUUGGCAUUAUUGAAAAAAGGUCAGAUGUUGAAGAGGUUGACACCAUUUGAGAAUUGGCAUAAAAGAACUAAAGGUAUGCCUAUUGUAUUUAAUACCCUUGAUGAGAUGAAAUUACGCAAAACUGCUAAGUAUCAAUCUAGAUUGGUCAUUGAAGAUAGAUGUUUCGAGACUAAGGAUUUUACUGAAUCUCUUUUGAUCAACACAUUGAGCUCUAUAACAUCGAAUGAAUUAAAUGGAGGAAUCAAUUGUUCAAUGAGUUUCCUUGGACAAGACCUCCCUCAUGAAAGUAUUACUCUUAUACCUCAUAAUUAUUUAAGAACUUCUACACUUGAUUACACUCGGCCAGAUUUUGUUGUUAUUAACAAACCAAAGAAAAACUAA
Hansenula ciferrii is the source of this 1455-nucleotide messenger RNA. RefSeq lists its product as uncharacterized. The transcript has a single exon. The record is from RefSeq and is a predicted model, not a curated record. Bases 1 to 1455 code for a protein of 484 amino acids. Lineage: Eukaryota; Fungi; Ascomycota; Saccharomycetes; Phaffomycetales; Wickerhamomycetaceae.